Molecule: messenger RNA, 3541 nt
Organism: Glossina fuscipes
Lineage: Eukaryota; Metazoa; Arthropoda; Insecta; Diptera; Glossinidae
Product: WD repeat-containing protein on Y chromosome-like
Exons: 9
Molecular function (GO): protein binding
Source: RefSeq, a predicted model, not a curated record
AUGUCCUUAGCUAAGCUCGAUUACACUGGCUCGGACAGUGUGCAAGAAAUUGAAUAUCAGACAUUGUCUUCUGAUUUCUCUCAGGGUCAAAUUGAUCGUCCCGAACGUUUGCAUGAGUGGUUGAAGAGCGAAGAGAUUGAGAUGCUUUAUUCUGUAUUUAGCGUAAAAGAAACGUUAAAUUAUCCCGAACUACGAGAAGAAUUAGAGAAACUUAAUAUUAAAUUCACUGAUCUUGAAUAUAAUCGUUUGUUUUUGAAAAUAAAUCAAAAUCGUGAUUUCGAAUGCGAUUGGAAUGAAUUCAUUUCGUAUUUGAUAUUUGGGUUUCAAGAAGAUGAUCCCUCCAGUCAGAAAGAAGCACUUAUAUUGCCAAUAUCUACACCUCCCAUAAUUAGAAAGUCGGAGCAUCGUUCGGCUGUUUGCGCCAUUGCACUAUUGAAGGCAACAAGCGAUAUGGACGGGUUCGAUGAAGACGAGAAAAAGAAAGAAGAGGAAUUAAAUGAAGAAGAGCUACAAAAUAAGAAGAUCCUUAGCAAUGUAGCAUUUGAAGAAUCACCAGAUACGGCAGGGGUGUGGAUAACAGCUAGCCGGGAAGGGCAAAUACGUUUCUGGACAAUGGGCUUGGAACCAGUGCGUACCUCAACGUCUGAAAGCAUACACCUUAAAAUGCCCACAUGGAUACUAUGCGUAAUUGCUUUGUCAGACGUCAAUAUUGUGUGUACUUCUUCUACGGAACGUGAGCUACGUUUCCAUGAGAUGGUAGCGUCCACCUUUAGUUUACGUAUUGUUAUACGCAGUUUACCUUUCGCAGUCUGCAAUAUGAGCUAUAGCUUUCAUCCUCGUGGAAAAAGCAAUUCAAAAUUAGUUCUAGGCGAUUAUGGGGGUAAUGUACGUGUCUUGGAAUUCGAUCCGCAUUUAAGAGGACCAUUCCAAAGUAAACCAGGAGCAGCUUUGAUAGAACUUUUUUGGACCGAUGUGUUAAAGGGAAAGUUAGUGCAAUUAAAGUGUCGUGAAUAUAUAAAAAUACAUAGGGAAAUGAUACAAUGUGCUUUUUUCUCCAUUGCCUUAAAUUCUUUAUUUGCUGCCGCCGAAUACCGCAACACGAAGAAGUAUCGUAGCCGUUGUGCCGGCCUCGUAGUUAUUUAUGGCGAUGAAAAAUCUUCCUUCCGCAUACCGUUGGGUGUUACUACAUUCUCUGUAGAUGAACGAAAUAAUAUUGUGGUAACAGGCGGACCAGAUAUGUUUGUCCGGAUUUGGGAUGUUUACAUUCCAGGUGAACCAUCGGGCGUUUUGACUGGGCAUAACAGUGGAAUAGUUAAAGUUUUUACACAAUCCGAAGACCAGAAAGCGUAUAGUAUAGACUAUCAAAAAGUAAUUAAAGUUUGGGAUAUAUCUGAACAUUCCUUAUUGCAAACUUUUGGUGAUCUCAUACGCAUAUUUCAUGGCGAAACUGAUCUUGUAUAUCAUUAUCACAAGCAACUAAGAGUACUUUUGGUCGGCGGUCGCAAAUUGGUGGCAAUUAAAUGUAAUCCACGCGUGCGCGUAGAUUUAACUGAUGGUAAUACGCAUGCGUCCCCCGUAUCAGUGGUAUUAUAUAAUAGAUUGUUUCGAAAUGUGGUUACUUGCGGCCUAGAUAGUUUCAUUAUUGUUUGGGAUCCUUGGUCUGGCAGACGUAAAAUUAUUAUGAAAAAUUGCCACACUAAACAGGUCUACGGUGAAAAUAUCGAUAUUGAAAUUACAGCGGCUUGUUUCGAUCCGCUGGAACAAUUUCUACUGACGGGUGCCCGUGAUGGUUCCCUAAAAAUCUGGAAUUAUAAUAAUGCGGUAUGCAUACGUAACAUGAGCAUUAAGAGUGAACAUGAAGUAACUGCAGUUAUUUGGGUAGUAGAGAGAAUAUUAGCUGUUGGUUGGGACCAGCAGGUCACUGAGUUUAAUGAUGUGGAAGGCCGUGAAUAUACAGAUCCUAAGAUAUGGCCAACAUUUCAUACUGAUGAUAUUACUUGCGCCGACGUUAAAUUAGGCGAAGGUGUUGUCACGGCAACGUAUUCCGGUGAAUUAAUAUUUUGGAAAUUGGAAACGGGUCAACCAUACAGACGCUAUAAUGUGGAAAAUCCUACAGAAUUUAUCGAACUAAAGCAUACUAAAACUGUACACGGAGUUGGGGGAUCGCCCCGUGGUUCCAAAGAUUCGCCUUUUGAUUAUCAUAUCAGUGUGUCGCACAGUUUGCGCAGAUCGGUUAUGAAUUCUAUAAAGGAAGUGGAAGAAGAGUUUGGUAUAAAAGCUUAUCGUUACACCGGUAGUAAACUAAUCGAAGCUGACCAGAGGGAAGAUGACUAUUUACGGGAACGUAAAAUUCUAGCCCCAACUUUGCCGAUGUCAGUCCAAGCUGUCUUAUUUUUACAAACACGACCAAUGACAAAGCAACAUGGCAGCGUUCUUGUAUCUUUAGAAACUGGUAUUAUACAAGUGUAUUCCCAUCAUCAACGCGGUGGCUAUUUAACAGAAUUUAAUGCUAUACACAAAGUCGGUGAUUGUGUUUUAACCAUGUGCACGGAUCGAAAAAAUCGUUACUUGUUCACUGGUACUGCGUGCGGCUAUAUAAAAAUUUGGCAUAUUCAGAAUUUUUGCAUACCAGAUUCAGAAAAGGUGAAAAUCUGCAUGCCCCUGUUGCGUUUGCAAUUUAUAUUUUUGCGUAAGGAGAGAUUUUUACCACGUGCAAAGCGGGCAGUACGUAAUCAAAAGGAACCGUUAUUAAUUAACUCAUACAAGGGCCAUUUAAAAGCAGUAAAUUCUGUGGUUUUUAUUAAUUUACCAAAAUUUUAAUUACGUAAGGGCAGUCAUGAUUGUUCGGUACGCCUUUGGAGUAUAGGCGGGAGAUAUUUGGGUACUUUGGGCACCCCGUUGCCUUGGAGAAAGAUGUCACCUUUCGAACCGAUAACUGAUGAAGCGCGUGGUUUGCGUUUUCCUCCCGAUAUCAAGAAAGUUGCCAGCUCUACUACCAUGAAGGUUAUUGCCGGCGUUCAACCAAAAAUUGUUAAGAUGCGCCAGUCUCAGCAAAAUGAACGCGAAGUAGCUGAAGAGGAGGAAGGUAUGCGUUUCUAUGGUAAACCAUUGCGCGAGCCUAUUCUAGGAAAACACUUUCAGUUGCCCGGUCGCGGGGCAAUGGAACAAACAAUUGAACUGGACGUUGCUAGCUCUUACACUCCAGUGUACUCACAUUUGAAAGUUCAUGAUGCUGGUAAUUUGGAGCGACCACCUACACCGCCGGGAAUUCGACGUAUGGCAAAGGAAAGCUAUAUGGACUUUUACGAACCGAUUCCUGUUCGAAGCGAAGCCGUUAAAACGGGUAGUUUGUGGGCUUACAUAUUAAAACCAGGGCGACGAGGUAGUUCUUAUGCACGGGAUUCAGUUUUCUUUCGAGAAGGAUCAAAAGAAACUAAGGAUUAAGUGCAGUGUAUGCCUUAAAAUGGUUCCGUCUCUUUUGGCUGCGAAUGUAUAGAGAAUAAGCUUGCCAAUGCUUGCUUUCUACUUUGACGUGCAAAUA